AUGGCAAGAACAACAUUCACAACCAUCACGCCCCUCCCCCCCAACAUCCCGCGGCAGGUCGUCAUCGACUUCCUGCACGACCACCUGGAGAUGAUCGACCUGAACCCGCUCAUCAAGGAGCGCCACGCCAUCUCGCCGCCGGCCAACUCGCCGCCCGAGGAGCACCGGUGCGUGUGGUACUCGCUCACCGACCGCAUCGACUACCUCCCCGGCGGCGUCGUCUCGGGCCAGGUCUCGUACACCUGCGCCUUCAACGACCUGCCCGAGGGCUUGCAAACCCACUGCUACGCGCCCAUGGGGCUCGACAUCCGCGACCGCUGGUCCGUCGGCGGCACCUUGCCCGGUGAGCCCGUCGAGCCCGUCGAGCUGGGCCUCAACGCGCCCUUGUCCGGCUUGUAUCUAAGGGAGGAUGUGGAUCUGCGCUGCAACAUGCUCAUGGCCGCAUUCGUCAAGAAGACGCUCAAGAAGUCGCACGGCUCGCUGGUCGACCGCCUGGCCGCAAAGGCCCAGAUCGUCUCCGCCAACCAGUCCAGACAGAGCGUGGCAAUCUCCACGCCCAGCGCCCUGCAGUCGCCCAGCGUUCUCCAGUCGCCCACGCCGGCCUCAAUCCGCUCUGACAGCUCCGGCGUGCCCUCGAUGGGCCCUCUACUGCCUCCUAGCACGGGGAACCACCAGGGUCUAGUUCCGGGCCUCGCCACGCCACCACCAUCCCUGGCGCCAUACAGAAAUAGCACUGCGCCCUAUCUAGUAGCACCCCCAGAGACGAAUGGCAGUCUGGGCCUCCCAGACGACUUCCCCGGGGCAACCUCACAACAAGGAGGAUUGAGGCACUCGGGGACCGUGUACCGCGGGACCAGCAAGCCCCAUGACUAUGACGAGUUCCCAAGCAUGAACCCCUACGAAGAGAAAAUAGACUCUUCUCGGGAAGAGAACCCGCCGACCCCAGAGUUGAACGGCGCGUACCCUGCUCCUCUUAAGGUUCAGCACGACCGGCGAGCGCGGCCAGCGGAGCUUCAGUGA
This is a messenger RNA of Ilyonectria robusta, 1020 nucleotides long. RefSeq lists its product as uncharacterized. The record is from RefSeq and is a predicted model, not a curated record. Bases 1 to 1020 code for a protein of 339 amino acids. NCBI's taxonomy places the organism in Eukaryota, Fungi, Ascomycota, Sordariomycetes, Hypocreales, Nectriaceae. The transcript has 2 exons.